GGCCCGGCUGCGGAACCCGGAGAGCAGGCGGUGUGGCUGGGGCUCGCAUUCAGAGAGCGACCAAGGAGCGGAGACCUUCCACGGUGCGCUCCUCCACAGUGUAGGUCAUAUAUGGCCGUCCUUCUUUGUUGACAAGUCUUAAAUAUCUGUGUCUUUGAAGUGACAAGAGGAAGUCGGCGCUUACAACAAGAAGAUUUGACUGUUUUCUGAGUUUUGGCUGAACUACAGACUUCGGACUCUUGGAUUAUUCUGAAUUAUUCUGGUGGACUCGUGUAGUUAAAGGCAUUGCUGUAUAAAUACAGCUUAUCCCCAAAGUUUGGACCGCUGUUACGACACUCUUCUCCCUGUUUUUCUAAGGUAUGCCUGUGGUCCUCAGUGUGUCUGCGGACACGUAAUCAGGCGCGUUCCUGUUGUCAUGGCCUCCACAACUACGCGGCUCCUUCUCGUCACGGUGAUCUCUGUUCUGGCGGAGUUCGUCGUCUCAUCAGAGGAUCAUAAGUGGCACUUUGAUCCAACUCAGUGUCGCUACGCCCUGGGGAUGGAGGACGGCACCAUCCCAGACUCUGACAUCACCGCCUCCAGCGCCUGGUCCGACUCCACAGAGGCCAAACAUGGAAGACUGAGCACCGGGGAAGGGGAUGGAGCGUGGUGUCCGGCAGCACCAGUCUUCCCCAAUGAGUCAGAGUACCUUCAGAUCGACCUCCACAAACUCCACUUCGUGGCUCUGGUUGGUACCCAAGGUCGGCACGCUGAUGGUCAUGGCCAAGAGUUCGUCCGCAGUUAUCGGCUCCGUUACUCCAGAGACGGAAAGAAAUGGAUCACUUGGCAGGACCGCUGGGGACAAGAGGUGGUGUCAGGUAAUGAGAACACCUAUGAUAUUGUACUGAAGGACCUCGGCCCCCCGAUUGUUGCCCGUAUGGUCCGGUUUUACCCCCUGGCCGACCGUGUGAUGAGUGUUUGCCUUCGGGUGGAGCUCUACGGUUGUGUGUGGAAUGAUGGAUUGUACGCUUACACGGCUCCGGUGGGACACGUCAUGAACUUGCCCGGCAUGCCGGUCUAUCUAAACGACUCCACUUAUGAUGGCAGCACAGAACAAGGUAUGCAGUUUGGAGGCCUUGGCCAGCUCUGUGACGGCGUCCUGGGAGGAGAUGACUUCAUAGAAACAAAGGAGCUGCGGGUGUGGCCAGGGUACGAUUACCUUGGAUGGAGUAGAGAAGCCCUCGGGCAAGGCAGCGUGGACAUCGAGUUUCAUUUUGAGAAACCCAGAUGCUUCAACAAUAUGCAGGUUCACAGUAACAACCGGCACACGCAGGGCGUGCGAGUCUUCAGCAAAGUAGAGUGUCUUUUCAAGCCUGGCCUCCUUCAGCCCUGGUCUUCUCCGGCGCUCAGCCUGCCGGUUCCCCUCGAAGAUCUGAAGGACCCCUCUUCACGACCCAUCUCCCUCCCGCUUGGUGGCCGGCCAGCUCAGAUCCUCCGCUGCAAAUUUUACUUUGCAGACCGCUGGUUGCUCAUCAGUGAGAUAUCAUUCCUCUCUGAACCAUUUGAAGAGGAUGAGACGGACGCUGAUUCAUUUCUUCACAAUCGUCGAAAGUUUCCGGACCCUAGUCCGACUCCUCUGAGGAAUGUCACCACCUCUGUUCCCACAUCGAGUCACAGCUCAUUGAGCACCAGCUCCAAGCCGUCUGAACCCCCCACCGCCACCACCCUCAUGAUGGAUACCACUGCUAACUGGACGCUGUCAGAAUUUGCUGCCUUUACUCCGAGGGCGGGACUUCCUGUAGCCAAAGAUGACGGCAGUAACACAGCUAUUCUGAUUGGCUGCCUGGUGGGCAUCAUCCUGCUGCUGUUGGCUGUUAUAGUUGUCAUUCUAUGGAGGCAGUACUGGAAAAAGAUUCUGGGCAAGGCCCAAGGCAGUCUGUCCAGCUCAGAGCUCAGAGUCCAUCUGUCCGUCCCCUCGGACAACGUGGUCAUCAACAACACACACAGCUACUCGAGCCGGUACCAACGCAUACACACUUUUCCUGACGACCGGGACCAUGACAGAGAAGCAGAGGGGGAAUAUCAGGAGCCCAGCGCUCUGCUGCGGCCCAGAGACCAGAGGGACAGCACCACCUUGCUGUUAAACAAUCCGGCCUAUCACGUGCUCCUACCAGAUCACAGAAAAAGCUCCAGAGCCGUAGUCGUCACAAGAUCGGCUCAGGCUCAGGAAAAGAGCCUGAAUGUGCCCCAGGCUUGUGGUUUGGACUUGGACCUUGAGAAAGGCUUCCCCUCUGCACACGAGGAGCCCCCUCCCUAUCCGGGGUCGCCUCCUUAUCCGUCUCUGUCUCCCCCCGUCUCCCCGCCGCUGCCUCCCAGCGUCCCGCAUUAUGCAGAGGCGGACAUCGUCAGUCUGCAGGGGGUCAGCGGCAACAACACCUACGCGGUGCCGGCGCUGGCCUCUUCCAGUCCUGGUGCCGACGCUCUCCCGCUGCCGGAGCUGCCGCGCCAGUGUCUCGUCUUCAAGGAGAAGCUGGGGGAGGGACAGUUCGGGGAGGUUCACCUGUGUGAAAUAGAAAACCCUCUGGACCUCCCGAUCCUGGAGUUCCCCUUUAAUGUGAGGAAAGGACGCCCUCUUCUGGUCGCAGUGAAGAUACUGCGCCCAGACGCCUCAAAGAAUGCCAGGAACGACUUUCUGAAGGAGGUGAAGAUCUUGUCUCGCCUGAAGGACCCAAACAUCAUCCGGCUGCUGGGAGUGUGUGUGAGCAGCGAUCCCCUCUGCAUGGUCACCGAGUACAUGGAGUGUGGAGACCUGAACCAGUAUCUGUCCCAGCGUGUCCUGCUGGACAAAACUGGGCCUUCACACAAUACGCCGACCAUCAGUUAUCCAGCGCUCAUCUCCAUGGCCAGCCAGAUCGCAUCAGGGAUGAAGUUCCUGUCGUCUCUGAACUUUGUGCACCGGGAUCUGGCCACUCGUAACUGCCUGGUUGGCGGUGAGAAGGGAGAGAGCGGAGAGGAUCGAGGCGGAGAGCGUCACAUCAAGAUCGCCGACUUCGGCAUGAGCAGAAACCUGUACGCUGGAGACUACUACAGGAUCCAGGGCAGAGCUGUGCUGCCGAUACGAUGGAUGGCCUGGGAGUGCAUCCUCAUGGGGAAGUUCACCACAGCCAGCGACGUGUGGGCGUUCGGGGUCACUCUGUGGGAGAUGCUGAGCGUUUGUCAGGAGCAGCCGUACUCCGACCUGACAGAUGAACAAGUCAUCGACAACGCAGGGGAGUUCUUCAGAGACCAGGGCAGACAGGUGUAUCUGAGCAGGCCGGCCGUGUGUCCUCAGGGUCUCUAUGAGCUCAUGUUGAGCUGCUGGAACAGAGACUGCAAGCUCCGCCCAUCUUUCGCCAACAUCCACUCCUUUCUUACCGAGGACGCCAUGAACAUGGUUUGACGGAAGAACGACAGGAAGAAAGUUGACCUUUUCGCUUGAGCGGUGAAGUGGGCUGGUGUGGUGGAGGGUGCGUUCACAGGCACAGUGGGGUUGCUCGCUUUUGUAUUUUGUACGUUUUGGGCGGGUGGGGCUGAGACACCGCUGGUUCGGUUUUUAUUCCACCUCAGACCCCCAAAAGACGUCUUUUUAGUAGGUAACGGCUACGUUGCGUAGUAACUGGUGGUGGGUUCAGUCUUCAAAUCAAUUUUCCGUAAUUUCAGAUCAUCUCUUCUGAUUUGAUGCUGCAGAGUUAAUGUGCAGGAAUCAGUGGCACAAAUUACAGCUUCAUGUGUGAAACCUUCAGCAUUUUAAAUGUUAUUUGUGAACUAACAGGUGAAUACGCUCAUAUCACGAAGAACACCUGUUGUUUGGAGGUGAAAGGUCACGCAGGGAUUGUCUUAGUAUUUAUAGCCCACAGCAUGAACUGUAACUCAGUGAGCUUCCUCCCAGCUACGUCCCUUUCGGCCUACUUUGUGUUACGUCUCUUCAUUUGAUCUCAGCCCCACGUUCUCGCCCAGUGACCCACAUCCACAGUGUUUGUGGGGAAAUAAAGAGCCGUGGACCAGGCAGGAGCAGCCUCACCGUUUCGUCAGCGUGAACACGUUGAGUCUCCCGUCUUUAAUCGGAACAAUCUGACCUCCAGCCUGCACCCGACGCCAAACAAGAGGAAAAAGGUUCAGAAGAUGAGAGUCUACAGCUGCAAAUUAACAAAUAAUUGUUUUGUUUUUUCUUCCAUCAGAGAGACGCUGCUCUGGGACUCCUUUUCAGGCACUUUGUCAGGUGUUCUUCUUAUCAUCGUUUCUUUAUUUGACUGUGACUCGGUCAGAAAGGAUCGAUUUUAAAAUUCCACAAAUCAGCAGCACUUUACCCUACAUGAAUCUCCCUGACUGUGAUGAAACCCGUCUCUGUAAUGGGUCUGAAUGAUGAUUCCUGAUUCUGAUCAGGACACACAUCUCAAACAUGCACACUCUCCUGUUAAAAUGCCUGGCUUUCGUUACCUAAAAAAUAUGAUAAAUUAUUUAAAAACUAGGUUGUUGUUUUUUUUUACCUUUAAAUGGCAUUCAUCUUGUACAUUUAAACUAGAUAAAUAGAAUGAAAUCAAUGAAAGUAGAAUAUAUAUAUAUAUAUAUAUAUAUAUAUAUAUAUAUAUAUAUAUAAAGCUGCAGUAACCUGUGCACACCUUUUUAACAAACUUUUAUUUUUAUUUUGUUUAAUAGCACAUUCUUUCUCAAGGUUUUGUCAGAUUUUUACCCAGGCCGGGAUUUUUUCUUUGGACAAAAUUACUUCUGUCUUCCAGCCGUACUCCUUGGUCCAUCAUGUAGAGAAAUAAAACCUCCUGCAGCUUCUCCUGUGUCACAACAGUAAACUGAUAGAACCUUACAGAAAACUGCAAAGAACCUUAUUAAUUGAUCACAUUCACUGUAAUUGACUAAAUCCUGAAAUUAAAUCAAAAUGCUGCAGCUUUUCUUUUUGCACAUUUUCACUCCUAAUAAAUUUGUUUACAAAUAUAUGGAUUGACAUUUUUUUAUGGCACAGAUGUCCGGCAUGUUAGCAGGAGUUGUGAAAAUGUCUGAGACCUCCUCUCCCCUCCACAGCUCUGCCAAACCAUUAGAUGUAAAAAAUUGUUUUAAAAACCUGGAGUGGCAUUCUGGAUUCGAACAGCAAUCCUGUGUAAGCUUUCAGAGCGCUGAGAUGUUACUGAUCUUAUAAUUUUCUUUUAUAUCACUGUAAAUUUAUGGCAUUAUUCAAACGGGGAAUUCUGGGAUUCCUAAUUUUUAUUUUUUGUUUGUUUUUGUUUUUUUGGAGUGAAAGUCGAUCUCUGCGUUGAUCCAUGUGUGAGCUGACCGCGGUGGAACCAGUGCUUCUACCUUACUGUCUGUACAGCACUGUAAAUCUGAGAUCACCCUGAUUGUGAAGUAAUACAUGUUUAGUGAUUGGUUGUGCCAUUUCAUUCAUUUUGAUACACUGUAGUUCACUUUUUCUUUUCUUUUUUUUUUUAGCUUGAUUAUAGUAAAAAGUAUGUACACUCACUUUCAGUUUAAGGGAUUUCAAAAGAUGCUGUUUUUGGUCGUCACCAGAUUAUUUCCUGAAAUGAACAAAAUCAUAUUACUGCAUCAUUAUUUAUGAUUGAGAAGCUGUAGCAGCAAUAGCUUGAAGACCUCCAUCCUGUUUGGGGUGACUUGGUUCACUUUUUGAAUUUGCCACAUUUCUCCAUCUCAAUUGUGUUCAGGCUUGGAUGGCAAAACAUUUUACAAGUAUUUACAAAAUAAAAGUCGAGGAAUAUAAAAUAAAAUGGCAUGAAAGAAUAAGAGAAAGUUGGCAAAUAGAGACUGUGUAAUGAAUGUAUUGCCAAUUUAUAAGGAGGAUUGUCUGGUGAAGAGGAGGAAGUCAGGAGAAAUGUUGUUCGUGCAAUAGCUUGGAGACUCGGCAAACCAGCAUCCUACACAGGGGCUUAAAGGUACAGUUUGAUCUACAACAUUAUCUCACUUCUUCUCACUAAAGCCGUAGUGAACCACUGGCCUCAAGGUGGCGCUGUUAUACCUUCAUCGUCCAUAUAUGGAAGUGCUUCCUGUCAUUGAUGGUUUCAACUCAAAAUGUUUGUUUUUAAAAAAGUGUGUUUUAAAAUUACUUUAAACAAAAUACCAGAAAGCCUGAUUGAUUUGCGUUUCAUGCUGGUGCAAGUUUUAUCCUCUCUAACGUCCUGAAACAAUAUUUCAGUGAGCCAAACCAGAACGAAGAUAUAUAUAUUUGAUAUUCAACAGGGCAAUGACUUGAAUUAUUACAGUGAAUUAUUUCAAAAUUUGACUGAAAUUUCAGGAUUUCUUAGCUGAUUUCUUUAGACGCUCCUCAAGCAGUACUGCACCAGAUGUUUUUAGCAUAAGCUCUUUUAUUUAAUAGACGAAAGGAUCGAUAGCCAUAUAAAAUGUCUAUUCAAUAGUUGUUCAGCCUGCUAAUUAUGUUAUAUUGAAGAUCCCUCGUCCAGAUUGAUGUGUAAAGUCUGAAAUGGUUUUAUUUGAAUUACCUGAUUCCAAAUUGUGCAGAAAUGGUUGUAUGACUCUUAAAUUUCAUCCAUCCAUCCAUUUUCUAACACCCUUGUCCCUAGUUGGGUCGGGAGGUUCUGGUGCCGAUCUCCAGCUAACGUUCCGCGCGAGAGGCGGGGUCACCCUGCACAGGUCGCCAGUGUGUCACAAACUCUUCAGUUUGAUGGCCAAAAACAUGUUUUUUCUCAGGUCGCUGGAACCAUUACACAUUAAACAAGCUGCUAAAACUUCAGUUUUCACAUAAAUACCUGAUCAAAUAUAUUUGUUUAGCACUCGGUUAAUUCCCACAUGCCGAGUCUCUGCGGUGUCUCGAUUUAUCAAAGAAUGGGUCUCAGUUCAGGCUGU
Messenger RNA from Gambusia affinis (western mosquitofish), 6843 nucleotides. It is a transcript of the gene ddr1, whose product is annotated as discoidin domain receptor tyrosine kinase 1. The coding region runs from base 416 to 3418 and encodes 1000 amino acids. Gene Ontology annotation, molecular function: protein tyrosine kinase collagen receptor activity; collagen binding; ATP binding. The transcript has 20 exons. Gene Ontology annotation, cellular component: signaling receptor complex; membrane. The record is from RefSeq and is a predicted model, not a curated record. NCBI's taxonomy places the organism in Eukaryota, Metazoa, Chordata, Actinopteri, Cyprinodontiformes, Poeciliidae. Gene Ontology annotation, biological process: positive regulation of kinase activity; protein phosphorylation; cell surface receptor protein tyrosine kinase signaling pathway.